Alosa sapidissima (American shad) is the source of this 8107-nucleotide messenger RNA. RefSeq names its product proline-rich coiled-coil 2B (gene prrc2b). The record is from RefSeq and is a predicted model, not a curated record. Lineage: Eukaryota; Metazoa; Chordata; Actinopteri; Clupeiformes; Clupeidae. Gene Ontology annotation, biological process: cell differentiation.
AGCGCCACCACAGUCGACGACAGCAUAGGCUUUCAUUUCUAGGCCGGGAAGGUCCUACUAUCAACACAAGUGAACGGGAAAAUAGAUAAAGAAUUGGCUGUGCAAUCUUUAUCCAUCCUUGAAAAUAAUCUUACCAUAAGGAAAUAUAUCGUCAUAGGUGACCUUAACUAAUCGUUUUACGUGGAACUGAAACCGACGGCAUAGAGGAAGAGGCGUAAAGACAAAUUUCCAUACUCGAUGACAUUACAUCGCAAUGUCCGAUCGUUUGGGGCAAAUAACCAAGUCCAAGGAUGGGAAAAGCAAGUACUCCUCACUCAGCCUGUUUGAAAAGUACAAGGGAAAGGCAAUAGAAUCUCAGAAAACCACAGUUGUUCCACGACAUGGCUUGCAAAGUCUUGGCAAAGUGGCCGCUGCCCGGCGGAUGCCCCCACCUGCUCACCUGCCGAGCCUGAAGUCCGAAAACAAAGGAAACGACCCCAACGUGAUUAUUGUGCCCAAAGACGGUACAGGAUGGGCAAACAAGCCAGAACAACCCGAUCAAAAGAGUUCCACUGCAUCAUCAGCACAGCUGCCGGAGUUGCAGCCGCAGCUGGCUUUACAGAAAUCUGUCUCCAAUCUUCAGAAGCAAACAGCAGUAGCCAGCCAGGAGAGCACAAACACAGGUGGACCAAAGCAAUGGGCACAGCUAAAUGGAAAGGCAGUAGAACAAGAUGGUUCAAGGGGCUCAAACCGACUGCAGCCCUUCUCUCACGAGGAAUUUCCGACGCUGAAAGCAGCUGGCGAACAGGACAAGGCUGGCAAGGAAAGAAGCGUCUACGAUCCGUCGUAUGGGCCAGGACCAAGCCUCCGCCCCCAGAAUGUGACGAGCUGGAGGGAGGGUGGUGGGAGGAAUCUGCAGCCCUUCGCCCUGCCGCUGGGCGCGGCCUCCGACUCGGAGGGCAAGAGUGGCAGCAGCAGCGGCGGAGGAGGAGGUGGUGUUGGUGGAGUAGGAGGAGGUGCGGCUGACGCCGCGUCCCCCCUUCCUCCUCCUCCCCCCUCCUCCUCUUCCUCCUCCUCCGCCGCCGGUGGCAGCCUCUCCACGGCUGCUGCUGUCGUUGCUGCUUCCUCCUCCUCCUCCUCCUCCUCGACCUCCGACCCUAAGGAGCCCUCUCUGCGUCCUGCCCAGCCCCUGCGUCGCCCUGCCCCCUCCGCCCUGCAGUACCAGCUUCACCACGCCGCCGCCACCUACCACGACAUGCUGCCCGCCUUCAUGUGCCCCAAAGAGCCGCGAGACGCCCCUGGCACCUCUGAGCAUGCCCCUCCUGCAGCGGGCGCCCCCAUGCGCUUUGACGCCAGGCCCAACUUCAGACCAUCCUUCCCUGCCCCCGAGCCCGUCAACGGGGAGGUGAGGAGAGAGAACCGAUUCGUCAGGGCACCCCCUCGCCUCGCCUCUCGCCCCAUCCGUCGCCCUGGCGACCGUGCCCCUCGCCCUGCCAUCAUUAACCCCGAGGACCUGAAGGAUCUGGACGACCUGGACAAGGAUUGCGAGGAUGGCUGGGCUGGCCUCCAUGAGGAAGUGGAUUACAGCGAGAAACUGAAGUUCAGCGAUGACGAGGAGGAUCAUGCGGCCGGGGACAAGAGUAAGAUUUGGGGUGAGUGGGACAACCUCCGUGAGCGCCAGGCCUCCUUCAGCUCUGGUGAGGGUGCGUACCCCCACGAUGCCAAUGAUGACGAGGCGUACCACCGCCACCAAGAGCUGGUGCCUGUCAGGAAGACCAACGGCCGCUACCCCCCCGACGCCCAGCCGCAGCAGAAAGGCAGUGUGGCGAGUGAGUCUGCGGAGGAGCCGGAGGAGGGUCAGCGUCCGGGCCCGUCGCGGGGGAAGUUUGCGUCGGCCGAGCUCUCGGAGGCGGUGGAGCGCGCGCGGCGACGCCGGGAGGAAGAGGAGCGGCGUGCUCGCGAGGAGCGUCUGGCCGCCUGCGCCGAGAAGCUCAAGAAGCUGGACGAGAAGUUCGGGAAGAGCGAGAGGCCGCAGCGGCCCGCUGACCCCCCGAAAGAUCCCGAGGCCAGAGAAGCCGCCCUCUCGCCCAGCCGAGAUGCCGCCAAACACCACCAGGAGGCCUGGCACUACACCGGCAAAGACGUAUCAGAGUUGCCGCCCGAGCAGUGCCCCAGCCAGGAGUACGGAGACAGCGCCAGCCCUGCCUUCGGGUACGACGAGGAGGGCGGUGGCGCGGAGUCCACGUCCCCGCUGCCAGACUACGGCCGACACCAGAAGCCCGUGGCACCCCGCUUCCAGAAGCAGCAGCAGCAGCAGCAGCAGCAGGAGCAGGUGUAUAAGAUGCAGCAGUGGCAGCAGCAGCAGACGGGUCAUGGUGCCCCCCCUCAGCGCGGCUACUACCCCCCUCAUGUGCUCGGCUUCGACCCCCGCUGGAUGAUGAUGCCCCCCUACAUGGACCCCCGCAUGGCCCAGGGCCGCUCCCCCGUGGACUACUACCCCAACGCUGUGCACUCCUCAGGCAUGAUGAAGCCCAUGAUGCAGCCAGAGCAUCUGAACAGCCCCGGCUCUGCCUCAGACGAGAGCUGCCACCCCAGCAUGCUCCCUGAGAGGAGAGCCCCCUCCACUGAGCCCUACCCGCCGUGGAGCCAAGAUGGCUACCCGGCCCGCAGUUUCACCCCACCCUACCAGCGGCAGAGGGAGAGCAGUGACCGGAGCCAAGGAGAUGACCGGAGUGAGCGGGCCUGCUCCCAGCAGGACUCGUACGAGGACCGAGGCAGCGAGUGCCAGGAGAUCACCGCUGCGGACGACCCCCAUCCCCACCAGACCUACCGGCCAAGAGGAGACGCGCACGACGCAACCGGUGGCCGCUCCCAGACCGGAGACGGAGACUACGCCAAACCGGACGCUAAGGAGGCCUCCCGGCACCAGCGGGCCGGCAGCGGAGGCGACGAAGUGUUUGACAAGGACAAGGGCUACGAGGCGGACUUCUGGAGGAAGGACGGGCAUCUGAAGAAGGACGGUCCGCAGCAGCAGUGGUCCGAUCCUGGCGGCUCGUCCAGCAGCAGCAGCAGUGUCGUCGGCCAACCGUCGGAGUCCGGCAGCCGCCCGCUCUCGCGCCGCACCGGGCCCAUCAAGCGGCCAGUGCUCAAGGCCCUCAAGGUCGAGGACAAGGAGAAUGAGAAACCCAAGGUCGAGCCAGAGGAGAAGCAGGUCCCCUACCGACUGGAGAAGGAAGUGCUGACCAACGUGUACGACCUGAAGAAGGACAACCAGCCGCUGCCCAGUAGACACUCGGCCACACAAGCCGCAGACAAGAUGCUCCAGCAGCAGCAGCAGCAGCAGCAGCACCAUCAGCAGCAGCAGCACCAUCAGCACCAUCAGCAUCAGCAGCAGCAGCAGCAGGCUGAGGAGAAAGAGAGGUAUGCGGCUACUGCGUCGAGCCGCGGGGAGAAGCUGGACCAGCAGCAGCAGCAGCAGCAGCAGCAGCACCAAGCCCCGGAGGAGGACAACAAGGAGAACAGCUGGGAGACGGGCGGCAGGGGUCAUCACACGCAGGCCCGCGACGCGCCGGAGAGCAGGGAGACGUCCGCACCGCGCCGCAACAACUGGAUCUUCAUCGACGAGGAGCAGGCGUUCGCCGGGGCGCGGGGAGCCGGGCGCGGUGGACGAGGACGGGGCUUUCGGGACUUCGGCGCCCGUGGAGGCGGCAGCGGCGGCCGGGGCGCCCGAGGGGAGAACUCCAGGGGCGGGUACGGCAGCGGCAGCGCUAGCAACAACAACGGCGGCGGCAACUCCCAGAGAGCCGGACGGGGCCGUGGAAUGAGGGAGUUCGCUAAGGCCGAGGACCUCGCACGAGGCAAGCCGCGGCGACGCAACGUGAGCGAGACGCUGAGCGAGGCCUCCGAGUACGAGGAGCUGCCCAAGCGCCGCCGCCAGAAGGCCACGGAGAACGGAGACGGAGGCUACCCAGCUCCCGCAGACGGCGGCAAGAAGGCCGACCGCGACUCGUGGAGGUCCAACAAAGUGUACACGGACGAGCAGGGGACGGGCAGCGACGCGCGGGACAAGGCCAAGCCCAGCCGAGGGUUCGGACGCUCCCUGCCCCCGCGCCUCAACGCAGGGUACCAGCGCGGCUUCGGCUCCAGGGACAUCUCCACCUGGAGAGGGCGUUCUACCCAGCUGGCCGGCGGCGGCGCUGCCCAGGAGAACGGCUACGCUCUCGGAGGCGACUCCUACUCCCGACGGCCGCCGGCAGAGCGCGAGCCGGUCAAGUACGCGCAGAAGUUCUCCAGCUCCUUCAUCGAGAACGGCGUGGAUGAGCGAGGAGGAGGAGGAGGAGGAGGAGGUGGGACAGACGGGGACGGCUACGUGGACAACGACAACCCCGACAACCGGCCCCUGCGCCGCCGACGCCCCCCCGCCAGGACAAGCCCCCCCCGCUUCCGUCGCCUGCGCGAGCGCGAGCCCGGCGGCCAGUGGAACAGCGACGAGUACGUCAACGGAGACUUCGGCAACCCCUGGCCUGGACGCGCCAAGAGCGGAGAGGACGGCUGGCCCGGCCACUACCCUGGUGGCGGCGGCGGCCGAGCUCACGAGAUGGGCAGCGGUCAGCAGGGCGAAGACUGGGAGUCCGGCUCGGACAACAGCGACUUCGGCGACUGGCGUGAGAAGCGCGGAGGCGGCGGGGGGGGGAGCGGUCACCACGGCGACGUGCCGUCCGACUCCGGCCACAGCGAGCCGGGCUCCGGGGAGAAGAGGGAGCACUCCAAGCGCAGCUUCUCCAGCCAGCGCCCCCUGGUGGAGCGGCAGAACCGUAAGGGCGAGCCGCCCGUCCUGGAGGGGGGCAAAAUCAGCCGUGCCGGAGACACGCCCACCACGGCUGGCUCGGCCAAUCGCAACGACAGCUGGCAGAAUGGAGUGUCUCCCGCCUGCAAAAGAACCCCUGAGGAAGUGGCGGCGAGUCUGGUCUCCGGUUCUGUGUACAGCGUGGACACAUCGGACGAGAACCUGCAGUCGGUGCCCACUGACAGCUCCGGGAAGAAGCUGGACAAGGAGCUGAAGACCCGCAGCAUGAAGGGGGACAUGGCCGAGGCACUCUCUCAGUACGACAUCAGUGCUUACCCAAUCGAGACGGAGGCAGGAGGGCCGGUUCCCAGUCCAGAUGGGUUCCAGGACGCUCUGUCUAAGAAGCAGCGGCGCCCUCUAGAGGACGAGCACAGGAGGAAGGAGCAGGGUGCUGCGGUGGGUGUGAAGAGUCGACCGAUGCCAUCCAAGAUGCCUCCACGCUUUGCCAAGAAGCAAGGUAGCCUUUCCAUGGAGCAGCCAGAGGAGGCGCUAUCUGCCAGCAACCUGGGCACAGAGAUCUGGGAGACCAACAGCUCAGCCCUCACUGUGCAGUCAUCUGGUGGAGACUCCUGGACCAAGCAAGUGUCCUACACAGGGAGCGAGCCCAAUUCUGAGGACUCUGACGCAGGCCCAGAGCAGAGUAAGGAGCACAAGCCGGGCCCCAUCGGUAACGAGCGUUCGCUGAAGCACAGGAAGGGCUCCGAGGCGGUGGAGCGGCUCGAGGGUCCCAUCACUCCUGUCAACGGCGUGGACAUCCACGUGGACAACGUGCUGCCCGUGCCGCCCAUCGAGUUUGGCGUCAGCGCCAAGGACUCGGACUUCAGCCUGCCCCCCGGCUCCACGCCAGUGCCAGUGUCCAUCCCCGUCACCAAGCUGCAGGACGCCCUCGCCAGCAAUACCAUUCCCAUGCUGCGCAGAGACCACCUGCAGCCCGGCAUCACCCUCAACCCCAUCUCCUUCCCCAGCGCAGACCUCACGCUCAAGAUGGAGAGUGCGCGUAAGGCGUGGGAGAACUCCCAGUCCAUCCCGGAGCAGGGCUCCCCGGGCGGGCCGGGCUCUGGGGUGCAGCCUGCCUGCAGUGUGGGCUCAUCCAGCGGGGUCAGCUACAGCUCCUUUGGGGGCGUCUCCAUGCCCCCCAUGCCCGUGGCCUCCGUCGCCCCCUCUGUCUCCAUGCAAGGUAACCACAUCGCCCCUCUGUACUUGGAUGGGCAUGUCUUCUCCAGCCAACCACGCCUGGUGCCCCCCAUGACCCAGCAGCAGAGCUAUCAGCAGGUCAGUACCCACCACUUCUCACGCCCGACCAUGACGCAACAGCAGAGCUACCAGCAGGCUGCGGCGGCCCAGCAGAUUCCCAUCUCUCUGCACACGUCUCUGCAGGCCCAGGCCCAGUUGGGGCUGCGUGGUGGGCUCCCCGUCUCCCAGUCCCAGGAGAUGUUCAGCUCCAUGCCCCCCUUCAGGUCCCAGGUGUACAUGCACCCCAACCUGUCCCAGCCCAGCCCCAUGGUGCUGUCCGGCGGGGCGCCCCUGAAGGGGCCCUACUCGCCCUUCCCCGGCAUGCAGCCCUCGGACAUGGUCAAGCAGCAGUCCGGCUCCCACUACCAGCCCAUCAACGGCAGCCAGCCGCUGGUGUACGAUGGGCAGCUGAGCCAGGGGCCUGGCAUGGGCACCUCUCAGCUCAUGGACUCCCAGCUCAUCCAGGUGACUAUGCCCCUGCCCGGCUCCCAGCUGCGGUAUGGGUCGGCCCAGCAGCACCUGAUCCUGCCCCAGUCCAUUCAGCUGCAGCAGGGCCAGAACCUCUCUGUUGGGGGCCCCCGCCGCAUGAUGCCCCCCGGCUCCCAGCCCCCCGUCAUGCCCCAGAGCAGAGAGGUGAGGGCCUCUCAGGUGGACAUGAAGGGAUUCCAGUUCUCCGACAAGCCCAACCACUCUCCUGGCAUCCCCGGGGGAUCCUACAGGCCCGGUUCUGCUAGCCCCAGUGGGAAACCAUCUGGACCUGGAGGCCCUGCUGUCGGCCCCCUACCCACCCACUACCAGCCACAGCAGGUGCCCACUCCACAGGGCAGCAUGGUGAUGCACAUGCGCCCGCCCACCUCUGGGCCCUUCCCCAACCCCAUCCAGCGUCCCGUCAUGCCCGUCAGCAAGCCGGUCAUCGUGCGCUCGCCACCCUACCCCAGCCCUGGGCGCGAGCCCCCCCAUGCCCACGCCAGCCCCCCCUCCGCCCCCGAGUCCAACGCCAAGGGGCCCGAGGACGGCAUGAAGAAUAAGCCGCUACGGGACGGCCGGCCAACGGUGGGUGAAGGCAAGUCGUCUCCGUCUGCGAUGAUGCCCACCAAGCUUCCCGAUGCCGCACUGCCCCCUGGUCAACCCAAACCCGCCCGCACCGGAGCCAUCAAACCCCAGGCAGUGAAGGUGGAGGAGGGCAAGGCCUAACCACAGAGGAUCCCCCACCACCACCACCACCGCCUCCUCCAGUGUCUCACUCUCCUACUCGUCCUCAUCGCCCCCUUCUUCCUCUUCCUCUGGGCAGUCCUGCCUGUUACAGCCACCAGGGCGGCGCCAACGGAAAAACCACACCAACUCCAGGAAAAGUCGAAGACAAAAAAAAGGAAAAAGGAAUCGGAUACUAUUGCUGAACAUCAUAUAUAUAUAUAUAUAGAGAAAUAAAAUAUAUAUAUAUAUAUAUAUAUAUAUAUAUAUAUACAUAAAUGUAUACAUAUUAUAUAUAUAAAUACAUACACAAUAGUUUGGGACAUUUCUAAGCAGACUCCUCAAGAAUCCAUCUUUUAUUUAUUAACAUUUAAAGUCCAUUUCAAGAGAAGAAUAAUGUUAAGCAAGACAAAAGGAAAACAAAAAAAAAAGGAGCAAAAAGUCGCGUUUUCUAUGUUGCUCUUCAUUAAAGCGUGAACCCGCAGAAGGGGAGACGAGUCUUGUCUGUUGCUCUCUCUCUCUCCCCUCAUGUGCAGUCCCUCCUCUCCUCCAAGCCUUUGCCAAAACGAGAGCGCACCGGCUCCCGUCUGGAGUGGAGCCUGCCGCUGGCGCCAGAGAACGUGCCGGAAUAACCACCUGACUCUGAUGCCAUCUGCCGCCACCGCCCCCCUCUUUGCCUUGGAGCGGAACUCCCGCGCGGCACCAACGUCUCAUGUGUUUUCCUUUUGACAUUAUGACUGGUUACAGUGAAUGGAGUUUUAACCCUCUCUCUCUUCCUUUACUUUUUAAAUAAUCAACACCUACUUGCUCUAUUAAAGGACACCUUUUAUUCAAUAAAAAAAAUCCUUCCAAACCAAA